AUGACGAGUGAAGAAGUGACAUACGCAGACCUGAGGUUCAUGACACUGGAAAAAUACCGGGAUCAGGAGCUCCAAACCACGAGAGCAAAAGAUUCCCCCAGUCCGUCUUCCUGCUGGCGACCAGCUACAGUGGUGCUUGGGGUCUUCUGCCUAAGUUCAGUGGUAGCUGCAGGAAUCUUGGCUGCCAGGUUCAUCCUGGUCUGCCACCUUGUGUGUGAAAGGGAUGAAAACUUCACCUUGCAAAAGGCAAUUGUGGAAAGCCUCAACCAGCAGCUGGAGCUCCUCCAGGCUCAGAAUUUGAACUUGACAGAGACUGUAAAGCAACUUGCCACCUCCAGAGGACAUAAAUGCAUUCCUUGUCCUGAGAACUUGCUACAGUAUGGGGAGGACUGCUACUACUUUUCAAAGGAAUGGAAGACUUGGCAAGAAAGCAAGGCUCAAUGCUCUGCUCUGGAUUCCAGACUUCUUAAGAUAGAGAGUAAGGAAGAGCUGGACUUCAUAAUGCGAUCAGCACAGUCUUACAGUUCUUACUCUUUCUGGAUUGGGCUGUCUCGCAAUGGAGCUGAGGGGCCCUGGCUGUGGGAGGAUGGAUCAGCUCUCUCCCCUGAUCU
Molecule: messenger RNA, 611 nt
Organism: Balearica regulorum gibbericeps (East African grey crowned-crane)
Lineage: Eukaryota; Metazoa; Chordata; Aves; Gruiformes; Gruidae
Source: RefSeq, a predicted model, not a curated record